This is a messenger RNA of Peronospora belbahrii, 516 nucleotides long. Lineage: Eukaryota; Oomycota; Peronosporomycetes; Peronosporales; Peronosporaceae. The record is from the annotation of a GenBank genome assembly.
AUGUUGUACAAGGACAAUGAUGACCCGUAUGCAAGAAUGAUGCGAUGUCUGAUCGUACAAUUUGGUUAUCAAGUUAUAGAUGUGAUUAAGAACUCCCGACCGGAUUCAGUUGAGGCACUGAAGUUGAAAUUGUACAUUCAAGCGAAUCGACCAAACGUUUCGACUUUUGUAUUGGAAAGUAUUGACAAAAGUUUGGUGCAACACGACAAAUUCAAAAUUCCAAUUCUAAGUGCUUGGCUCCGUGCUGUAGACGAAUUCAACGCGGUGUAUUUUGAAACUGUUCCGGAAAAGAAUCGUGCGAUACCGAUGUUGGUCGCAUUUUACAGUGACGAGCGUCUAGAUGAUUUGUUUAAACACACUAUACAGGCUAAUCCCGACGACACUGUCGUACCUGCAUUGGCGGAGAAGUUUCGCGGAACAGAGAAGGUGGUUCUUAACCUGAUUCCUGUUACUCCAAAAAGAGUGAUCGACUAUGAAAGCAUGCCAUGGGUUCAUGCUGUCAGCGGGCUACACUGA